Molecule: messenger RNA, 1164 nt
Organism: Aspergillus clavatus NRRL 1
Lineage: Eukaryota; Fungi; Ascomycota; Eurotiomycetes; Eurotiales; Aspergillaceae
Product: NADP-dependent oxidoreductase
Exons: 1
Coding region: 1-1164 (387 amino acids)
Source: RefSeq, a predicted model, not a curated record
AUGAAGCCAGCAAAAUUCGAAUCCACUACGAUGGAUGAGCAGACGUUCGUUCCAAAUACAAUGAGGGCUCUUUACUACAGCCCAAACGACAGACAGAACCACGAUGGCACGACUACAGAUCAGCCAGAACCCGGCAUGAUCUUCGAUACCGACUUCCCGACCCCAAUGCCAUCACCGAACCAAUAUCUCAUCAAAGUCCAAACGGCCGCUUUCUCGCAUGACGAGCUACGACUAGCCAAACUGCUCAACCCCCGAAAAUCGAUCCCCCAAAUCCCUCUCCACAACUUCUGCGGCACGGUUAUCAGCACGCCCGUCGAGGACCACUGGAACCCAUCUGGGCCCAAGUACAAAGUCGACGAUAUCGUCUUUGGCCUGAUCAGCUAUACCCGCGACGGCGCCGCCGCAGAUUACGUCGUGGCAACGGAGGACGAGCUCGCAUUCAAACCGCGGAACAUCAGCGCCGCCGAAGCAGCCACCAUCCCCCUGCCUGCUCUCACUGCAUGGCAAGCGCUCUUCACCUAUGGCAAGCUCGAUCCCACCGACCACACCCGCAAGAGCCUGCGCGUGCUCGUCACCAACGCCCGCAACAGCGAGGUCGGCAUGCAGGCGCUCCAGCUGCUCCGGUCUCCGUCCCUGUUCCCGCACUACCGGCCCUGGGUCUGCGCCACGUGCGACUUCGAAGAGCAGGGGUUAUACCUCCGGAACGAGUUCGAGGUUGACGACUUCAUCAUCGCGCCGCUCCCGCUACCCGCGGACUGGGAUGUAGCCACGAUCUUCCGGCAGCGGAAAUGGGGGCCCGUGGAUAUCGUGCUCGACUGUGCGGGCGAGCAGAUGUUCCAGCAGGUGCACGCACCAGCCAUCGUCAAUGAGACCGGCGUCGUCCUGACGGCCGUGGACUCGGUGCCGGCGCAGGAUGGGCGGGUCGAGGAGGAUGUGCAGUCCGACCACGCGCAGCGCAAAGGACCGUUUAGUCGGUUCGUCUCUGUGCGGCCGGAUGGGGUGGCGCUGGGUCAGAUUGCGAAGCUGGUGGAGGAGCAUAGCUUGCACGGACGGGUGGAGGGGAUCACGGAUCUCGUCAACGGGGCAGAUAUCCUGUCUUCUGGCGCUGCUGGCGCCGGGGGCGGAAGGCGAGGAGGGAUCAUGGUCUUCCGAGUAAAUCCAUGA